Zootermopsis nevadensis is the source of this 1461-nucleotide messenger RNA. Lineage: Eukaryota; Metazoa; Arthropoda; Insecta; Blattodea; Termopsidae. The record is from RefSeq and is a predicted model, not a curated record.
CGAGGUUUUCAUGGCUUCAAAAACAAGACUAUUCCAGGCUGCCUAGACCGCGAAAACCACUUCCACGCUUCUGGAUCGUGCCAAGAGGCGCACUGAUCUUCUCUCUGCAGACCAGAGGCAACGCAACUUCCAGCAGAAAACCAGUUCUCGCAAGGCAGCACGUGCGAUCACACUUCGACAUGAAUUGGUGGAAAGUGGCCAGUCGAUAUGGACCUUCGUUUAUCAUGACAGUGAUUCUGGUAACUGCGACACUUAGUGACGCCACUGAAGAUGCCACCCAGCCACCUGAGCCAACCUGCAGAGGAGGUGAUGAAAACAUCGAUGUCUGUGCCUGCGAUCCUGAAUGUGCGCGGUACGGGGACUGCUGUCGUACGUCCCCGUACUUCGCCCCAGAAGAACAACGUCUGGGGGCCUCCCCCUUCACAUGUAUGGAUCUUUCUGGAAAAUCUAUAUACGUGAUACCGCGAUGUCCUCCAGACUGGGGGGAUUCCGACACCCGCAACCGAUGCGAACACCCCGACACCAAUCACCGUGACCCACUGCUCGACGCCCCGGUCACGAGCAGGAGUACCAACAUCACUUACAGCAACUGGUACUGUGCAUUCUGUAACAGCGACCUCGAUGCCAACACCACGGACAUUUGGGACGCUUUAUUUGACUGUACACCCGAGGAUGGAUCGCCUGAUAUUCUUAUACCUGACGAAACAUUUGCUGAUAAACUAUCUUACAAUACUUCCACUUCAGAAUGGGAUUUGAAUAUUGAUAAUUAUGACUUGGGCAAUCAUUCUGGUGUAUCUAUUCAAGAAGAACCUAUGCAGGGUACAGUAAACAGAAGAAACCGUGUAAAGCAAGAAUAUAAACACAGCUGUACGUUAAAUUUCAGGCCGCAUUAUGAAGAAAUGAGAGUAAUCCGGAUUUGCAAAACUAACAUCAUAAGCCACUGUCUUCGGGAAUGGACUGGGACUCGAGAAGAACAGCUAUGUGAGGCAUACACAGCUCUUGUCUGCUCCGAUUACGACACGUAUCGUAACUAUCAUUGUUUUGUCUGUAACAAUUUUACCGUCUUAAAUGAAUGUCAAUAUUCUUAUGUAACUGCUCCACCGGAAUUUUUCGGAAACUCACUGUCGAUGUUGCUUGACUGGAAGAGAUUAAAAAGGAGCGGAUGUGCAUCAUCUGAAAUAUAUGAUCCUUUAUCUCGUAUAUGUCGAAAAGUAUUCACAUAAUCAACUGUACAAGUCAAGACCAAUUUCUUUGUGUAUUUUCCUGUAAAUUGACAUUCAUGUAUCAAGUAGACUGACAGGUCUUUAAAAAAUAUAUACAAAGCACAGUGAACAAAAAAAAUUGUCCUUCAUUAAUGUAGCAGAAGAUCAGAUAAGGUAGUGACCACACAGACGUCUUACUGCUGAAGAUGUAUCAUUACAUGAUUGAUAAUAAAUUAAUAUGUUUACCACUUCUGAUUCA